CCUACUAUCCUCAUAAAUACCCUCAUGCUUGACUGCUAAGUCCUACUUGACCUGAGCUUCAGACUCCUGUCUCUUCUAAGGAACUGCGCUCAGCAUUAACCAUGAAGGCCUUAUUCCUUCUCUUUGCCAUCUUCCUGAUUUCCUACCAAGCUGUCCCAGGAAAUGCUCAAGGGCCACAUGAUGACACGAUUGCUUGUGGUAGAGGUGGUGGAUCUUGUCAGCCUGUUCCAUGCAGAGGCCUUUCUGUCGAAGCUGGAACCUGCCAAGGAGGGACUAUGAAGUGCUGUAAAUGGCCUCGUUCGCCAUAAAUUUCUGAAAAAGACAGUGAACGAUGAUACAUAGACUGGGAUACAAAGCCAUUUUCCUUGGAUGUAAGCCUCUAGAUAGAACAGAACAUGUAUACUGAAGACAUCUGGUUUUGUCAGUUGUAAGAUCAUUCCUCUGUGCAUUAAAAACAAACAAUCUUUA
This is a messenger RNA of Anolis carolinensis (green anole), 468 nucleotides long. Its product is annotated as gallinacin-9-like. Gene Ontology annotation, biological process: defense response. The transcript is spliced from 3 exons. NCBI's taxonomy places the organism in Eukaryota, Metazoa, Chordata, Lepidosauria, Squamata, Anolidae. Bases 102 to 308 code for a protein of 68 amino acids. The record is from RefSeq and is a predicted model, not a curated record. Gene Ontology annotation, cellular component: extracellular region.